UUGGGUCGACUAAUGCCCUCGUUUGCGAAGGACUUGAGGCAUAUAUCCAAGGUUGAUAAGAUAUGGAGACUGGUUGAUGCCAAAGGUGAGAUCUUGGGUCGCGUAGGAAAUAUUGUCGCACACCUUCUUCAAGGAAAACACAAGCCUUAUUACGACCGGUCAGUUUUAUGCGGUGAUCCAGUUGUCGUCAUCAACGCACGUUAUGUGGAGCUGACUGGAAGAAAGUGGAAAACAAGAGUUUAUAAGAAGCAUUCAGGGUAUCCUGGCGGCUUGAAUGAGUUUCCAGCAAAGGAAUUAAUCAAGGAGAAACCAGAGGAAUUGAUAUAUGAGACUGUAAGACAUAUGUUACCAAAGAAUAACUUAGGGACGGAGAUGCUAGGAAUACUAAGAGUUUACCCCGAAAAAGAACAUCUUCAUGAAAACCAACAACUAGUGCCAGUGCCUCCUACUGGAAAGGAUAAAAGACUAACCGUUGAAGGAAUCCUUGAGCAAGAUGAGAAGGAAGAACUUUGGAGAAGAAUUCUAGUUUCUGUCCCACCUCAAGAACUGUCAAGACAAAUUAUGGAGAUCAAGCGCAAACUGAGCGAAAGCAGGAUAUCUCCUGAAGUAGUUUCAGAGAAGAAACUGAAGGAUUUGCUCAACUCCUACGAAACAGGCCCUCAUGGAGAAAAUAUAGCAAAAUACUUGCAGUAUAUAGGAGAUGAGGAUAUUCCAGUUGAGGAGACAAUAAAAGAUUUUUCCUAAAACUAUCGCGACUUUUUGGUCUUCGCCUUUCGUUUCAUUUUUCGUUUUUGAAUAUUUUGUUCACUCAUUUGUUGUCUUAUCUUUUGUCUUUCUUCUUCCGCCUUUUUCCGUUCUCCCCAGUCACGCUUACUCUUUCGCUUCCUUCUUUCCUUCUCCUUCCACCUACGUUUGAGAACUUUUUCAUCGUCCACAACUUUUUCCCCCCUAGUUUUCGCAAGGAUUGUAUGCAACUUUGCAUCUAAAGGAGAAGGUGCAUCUGAAACUCCAGGCUUUUCUUCGGAUGCAGCAACUGUCGCAUUGGAAGCUUGUUGCUCUACAGUUGAAGGUUUCGUUCCUGUAAGAGUCUUGUUUUGCGAUUUCUCCUUCAU
This is a messenger RNA of Galdieria sulphuraria, 1112 nucleotides long. RefSeq names its product large subunit ribosomal protein L13 isoform 2. The record is from RefSeq and is a predicted model, not a curated record. Lineage: Eukaryota; Rhodophyta; Bangiophyceae; Galdieriales; Galdieriaceae. Gene Ontology annotation, biological process: translation; negative regulation of translation. Gene Ontology annotation, cellular component: mitochondrial large ribosomal subunit; ribosome. The transcript has 2 exons. Gene Ontology annotation, molecular function: mRNA binding; structural constituent of ribosome. Bases 13 to 744 code for a protein of 243 amino acids.